GGGCCCCGGAGCAGGGGCCGCAGCCUCGGGCGGCGGGGCGGGGGGGGCGCCCCGAUGAGCCCCGAGUGCGAGGAGCCGCCGCCCCCCCGCGCAGGGCGCCAUGUUUUGGAAGUUUGACCUGCACACAAGCUCACACCUGGACACACUGCUGGAGCGGGAGGACCUGAGUCUGCCCGAGCUGCUGGACGAGGAGGACGUGCUGCAGGAGUGCAAGGUCGUCAACCGCAAGCUGCUGGACUUCCUGCUGCAGCCGCCCCACCUGCAGGCCAUGGUGGCCUGGGUCACCCAGGAGCCGCCAGCCAGCGGCGAGGAGCGACUGCGCUACAAGUACCCCAGCGUGGCCUGUGAGAUCCUGACCUCGGAUGUGCCCCAGAUCAACGACGCCCUCGGCGCUGACGAGUCCCUCCUGAACCGGCUCUACGGCUUCCUGCAGAGCGGCAGCAGUCUCAACCCGCUGCUGGCCAGCUUCUUCAGCAAGGUCAUGGGCAUCCUCAUCAACCGCAAGACCGACCAGCUGGUGUCUUUCCUGCGUAAGAAAGACGACUUCGUGGACCUGCUGCUGCGGCACAUCGGCACCUCAGCCAUCAUGGACCUCCUGCUGCGCCUGCUCACCUGUGUGGAGCGGCCCCAGCUGCGGCAGGACGUCGUCAACUGGCUCAAUGAGGAGAAGAUUGUCCAGCGGCUGAUUGAUCAGAUCCACCCGUCGAAGGAUGACAAUCAACAUUCCAACGCGUCCCAGUCCCUGUGCGACAUCAUCCGCCUGAGCCGGGAGCAGAUGAUCCAAGGCCAGGACGGCCCGGAGCCCGACCAGCUGUUGGCCACCCUGGAGAAGCAGGAGACGAUGGAGCAGCUACUGAGCAACAUGCUGGAGGGGGAGCAGAGCCCCUCUGUCGUCGUCAGCGGGGUCCAGGUGCUGCUGACCCUGCUGGAGCCCAGGAGGCCUAGGUCUGAGUCUGUGACCAUGAACAACUUCUUCAGCAGCGUGGACGGGCAGCUGGAGCUGCUGGCCCAGGGCGCCCUGGAGAGCGCGGCGUCCAGCAUGGGUGCCUUGCACGCCCUGCGCCCACGGCUUGCCCGCUUCCACCAGCUCCUGCUGGAGCCACCCAAGCUGGAGCCGCUGAGGAUGACGUGGGGCAGCCUGGCCCCGCCCCUGGGCAACACGCGGCUGCACGUGGUCAAGCUCCUGGCCAGCGCCCUGAGUGCCAAUGACUCGGCCCUGACGCAGGAGCUCCUGGCACUGGACGUGCCCAACACCCUGCUGGACCUCUUCUUCCACUACGUCUUCAACAACUUCCUGCACACCCAAGUGGAAAUGUGCGUGAGCGCCAUGCUGAGCUCAGGGCCCCCUCCCGACAGCAGCCCCGAGACGCCUGUCUCCAACCCUGUAGUGAAACAUCUGCUGCAGCGCUGCCGCCUGGUGGAGCGGAUCCUGACGUCCUGGGAGGAGAACGACCGUGUGCAGUCUGCAGGCGGUCCCCGGAAAGGCUACAUGGGCCACCUGACGCGCGUGGCCAAUGCGCUGGUGCAGAACACGGAGAAGGGGCCCAACGCCGAGCAGCUGGGGCGGCUGCUGAAGGAGCUCCCAGCUGAGCAGCAGGAGCGGUGGGAGGCAUUCGUGUCGGGGCCCCUGGCGGAGACCAACAAGAAGAACACAGUGGAUCUGGUGAACACCCACCACCUGCACUCCUCCAGUGAUGACGAGGACGACCGGCUCAAGGAGUUCAACUUCCCCGAGGAGGCCGUGCUGCAGCAGGCCUUCAUGGACUUCCAGAUGCAGCGCAUGACCUCAGCCUUCAUCGACCAUUUUGGCUUCAAUGACGAGGAGUUCGGGGAGCAGGAGGAAAGCGUGAACGCACCUUUCGACAAGACUGCCAACAUCACCUUCUCUCUCAAUGCCGACGAUGAGAACCCCAACACCAACCUGCUCGAGAUCUGCUACAAAGACCGCAUCCAGCAGUUCGAUGACGAGGAGGAGGAAGAGGAGGAGGAGGGCCAGGGCUCGGGGGAGUCAGACGGCGAGUACGGUGCCUGGCAGGGCAGCCAGCUGACACGGGGGCCCCGUGUGGGCCAGCCCCCUGGUGUUCGGAGUGGAGGCAGCACAGACAGUGAGGACGAGGAGGAGGAGGAGGAGGAGGAGGAAGAGGAGGGUGACAGCCGGGCUGCCCGAGGAGGGGCCGGACCCCCCUCCUACCCCAGCCCCAGCCCCCGGCCUGCUGGCCCCAGCUGGACAGCCACCUUUGACCCAGUGCCUACGGACGCCCCAACGCCUCCCCGAGUCUCCGGGGAGGAGGAGCUGUGCGCUGGGCCCCCAGCCCCGCAGGGGCCCCGUGACGAGCCCCAUGGCCUCCCCACGCCGAGCCUGGCCCCGCCCCCUGCCUGCAGUGCCCUGCAGCUCAGGUCUCAGACCCCCGGACCCCCCUCAGCACCUCAGGAAGCCGCAAAUGGCAGCAAAGCUGUGGAGCCCUCGGCCCCCUGCCAGGCCUUGGUCAGUGUCGGGGAGCUCCAGGCCACCCUCCACGAGAUGUGCUCCGCUCCCAGCUCCUUGGACAGUGCAACCAGAGACCCCUCUACCUCUGUCCCAGCCUCUGGGGCCCACCAGCUCCCCCAGACCACAGAGGGGGAAACGAGCCCCGAGCCCGCGGGGCUUCCCCAAAGCCAGAGUGCCCAGGCCCUGGAGCCUCCUCAGACGCCCAGCAGCUCGGCCGCAGGAGGGCCCAUGGCUGUGGGCUCCCAGUAGCUGCCUGGUCUUGAUGGUGGCCAAAUCCUCCGUCCUCCCCUCCGUGGACCCCUGGGCAGGGGCGGGUCAGGUCCACAGAUGGACCUCCUGCCUCCACCCCGCCCCACACACCCUCUCUGGUCUCCCAGGAGGCUGGUGCCAGGGAGAUAGGCCCCUUCUUACCCACCCCGUUUGCACUGAGAAGAGAAAUUACAGAGCUUGCCUCCUGGAAUAAAGAUAUAGAGAGUGGCACAGAGAGAGGAGAGAGACGUCUAUUAUAUAUUAUAUAUAUGUAUCAAGGGAGGAGGGCAGAGAGGAAGCAGCACGCCACGGGCCACCUGGGGGCCCGAGGCUGCCGCCCACACGCCCGUCCUGUGCUCUGGUGCAGACACCCACGCCCACACCCAGCCUUUGAGCUCAGGUCCACCUUGGGGGCGGCUGGUGAGGGCGGGCGUUGGGGCCCGAGGAGGGGCAGUGCCUUCACCUAGACCCUGCACUUCCACCCAGGGACCCGGCCUUGGGGAGCAGGGGCCUCCCCGGCAGCAUCCCAGAGGCCCUGACUCUUGGCUGGGCCGCCCUGCGCCCUGAGGGUCUGGGGUCGCAGCCCCGCUGCCAAGUGGCCUUGUCCCACUCCCUGCCCCGGGCUGGCGUGCGUGUGCGUGUGCGUGUGUCCGUGCUGAGCUUCUGUUUCAUAUUGCAAAUAUAAAUAAAGGAAGACGGUUUACGA
Molecule: messenger RNA, 3443 nt
Organism: Lepus europaeus (European hare)
Lineage: Eukaryota; Metazoa; Chordata; Mammalia; Lagomorpha; Leporidae
Gene: PPP6R1
Product: protein phosphatase 6 regulatory subunit 1
Exons: 24
Coding region: 101-2737 (878 amino acids)
Cellular component (GO): nucleus; cytosol
Molecular function (GO): protein phosphatase regulator activity; protein phosphatase binding
Source: RefSeq, a predicted model, not a curated record